Peronospora matthiolae is the source of this 2925-nucleotide messenger RNA. The record is from the annotation of a GenBank genome assembly. Lineage: Eukaryota; Oomycota; Peronosporomycetes; Peronosporales; Peronosporaceae.
AUGCAAGUCCCAAAUGGCAGCAGCACCACCAUCACCACCAGCAGCGGGACGAAACGGGGCCGUCACGGCGCCUCCGCUCGUCCUCCAAGUGCUGCUGCAGCCGUGGAAAUGCUCGUGGACAGUACAGCGGAGGCCGUAAAGAUGCGGUUCUUGCAGUUCCUUUGUGGCUACGGACAGCCGCUCGAUGCAUCGACUGAGGCCUUGGACGAGUCCUCGAGUGGUCAACUGAAGUACCGCCAACAGGCCCAAGUGAUGCGCAGCACCGAGACGUCGUCGCUCUUUGUGGACUUUUCCCACGUGCUCGAGGUGGACGCGGACUUGGCGCACGCUCUGCAGGCGCAUUACUAUCGCUGGGAGCCGUACUUGCGCCGCAGUGUGUUUGAGUUCAUUCGCCUCGAAGAUGCCGCGUACACGGUGAACGACGACGCACGGAAGACGCAGCGCGAGUUUUUCGUCAACUUUUACAAUUUUCCACACGUCUCCCAUAUCCGGGAUUUACGGACGAAAUGCAUUGGCGAGCUGUUGUCGUUUUCAGGAACUGUGACACGGACGACAGAAGUGCGGCCCGAGUUGCUAUUUGGAGCGUUUACGUGUGGGGAUUGUGGUGGGGAUACCACUGGAGUUGAACAGCAGUUUCGAUACAGUGAACCGGUUAAGUGCCAGAACCCGUACUGUGUCAACACGUUUUCGUGGGAACUAAAUACGGAAAAGUCCGUGUUUGUGGACUGGCAACGUGUCAAGGUGCAGGAAAACAGUGAUGAGAUUCCGGCGGGUAGUAUGCCACGAUCGAUUGACGUGAUUUUGAGGCACGAGAAUGUCGAGCAAGCCAAGGCUGGAGACCGUGUUGUGUUUACGGGGACGCUGAUUGUGGUGCCGGACGUGUCCAAGUUUGCUCGAGCGGGCGGGGAGACUGCAGUGGCGACUCGCAAUAGUGGUCAGCAGUCCCGCCGUGGUGGAGAGAACAGCACUCAGGGAAUGCAGGGGGAAGGCGUUCGUGGCCUCAAGGCUCUUGGUGUAAGAGAGCUCACGUACAAGACGUGUUUUCUUGCUUGUAGUGUGCAGACGAUGGAGCAGCGCUUCAAUAGUAUCUCCAUUCGUAGCGAGUUCAACGAAGAUGGCGCAGAAGGAGACAAUGCUGGUGAGGCAACACUGCAAGAAUUUAGCGACGAAGAACUAUCGACAAUUCGAACAAUGCAACAAGACCCAGACCGGUACCUGAAGAUGGCAAAGUCGAUUUGCCCGUCUGUGUAUGGCCACGAUGAGAUACGCCGAGGUAUCCUGCUCAUGCUCUUCGGUGGCGUGCACAAGAAGACGAUGGAGGGAAUCAAGUUGCGUGGCGAUAUUAAUAUCUGUAUCGUUGGAGAUCCGUCCACAGCAAAGUCGCAGUUUCUCAAGUAUAUCGUCAGUUUCUUGCCCCGUGCGAUCUACGCGUCAGGAAAAGUGAGUUCAGCUGCAGGUCUCACGGCUUCUGUCACGCGAGAUGCAGAUAGUGGAGACUACUGCGUCGAGGCUGGUGCUCUAAUGCUGGCGGAUAACGGUAUUUGCUGCAUCGACGAGUUUGAUAAAAUGGAUCCGAUGGAUCAAGUCGCGAUUCAUGAAGCGAUGGAGCAGCAGACUAUCACCAUUACAAAAGCUGGUAUCCAAGCCACGUUGAAUGCACGAACGAGUAUCUUGGCAGCUGCAAACCCGUACAAUGGUCGAUAUGACAAGACGAAAACGCUGAAGUACAAUGUGAAUAUUUCAGCGCCUAUUAUGUCGCGCUUCGACCUGUUUUUCGUCAUUGUAGACGACGGCGACGAAGUCACCGACCAAAAAAUUGCCGAGCAUAUUGUCAAUAUCCACAUGCCAAAUCAUUUGCAAGUCGAGGCAACCGAACAUGGCGCGUACACGGAAGAAGAUCUCAAGCGCUACAUCAAAUUUGCACGCACGCUGAACCCAGUGAUCACGCCUGAGGCGAAGCGGAUGAUGGUGGCGUGCUACCGAAGCUUGCGCGAGAACGAUGUCGUGAGUAACGGGCAAACUAACAUUGCUUACCGGAUCACUGUACGCCAGUUAGAAUCGAUGAUUCGGCUGUCCGAAGGUUUGGCAAGACUUGACCUCAGCGAGACUGUGCUAGUUACACACGUACAAGAAGCGUACCGGUUGUUGAACAAGUCGAUUAUCCAUGUGGACACGCAAAAUGUCGAGCUGGAGAUGCCGGUUCCCAUGGCAGCCGAUAAUGACGACGAUCGAGGUGAUCACGACGAAGCUGGAGGUAGCAGCAACGGUGGAGCUGGGGACGAUGACGAUGGGACUAAUGACGGCAGCGGUGGAGGCGACCAGAGCUUUACUGGUGCACCUUCGGUUGCAGGGAGUGUAUCAACGUUUGAGAAUGGUACGCCAUUGAAGCCGAUGCAAGCCUCCGUUACGGCCUCGUCGCUCUCGUUUGAACGCUUUGCCAGGAUUCAGAAGGCCAUCGGUCGGUUUAUUCGGGAAAAAGAAGGAGAAGGAACAAGCGUCAAGCUUGCGCGCGAUGCGAUCCGUGCACAGACUGCAGCAAAUUCAGGAAAUAUGCAGCCGGAGGAUGAGGAGGAGGACUAUGACGAGGAAGCAUUUGGCGUAUUGCAAGGUGAACUCGUGACGUGGUACCUGUCAUCGCAAGAUAUUACGUCGGAGGCGCAGCUUUCGCGCGAGAAGCAGAUGAUCUGCUCGGUUAUUGACCGACUGUUGCAGGACAAGUUCUUGGCGGUUGUGGACAUGGAGGAAGACGACGAUGAAGGGGAUGAUGACGACGAAACGAUGCUGUCAAGCCAAGAUCAAGACAAUGUGGAUCGUGGAAAGACGGCGAAGAAGGGCAAACGGACGAAGAAGCUGUCUCCUGAAGAGGAAGAUGCGAAGAAGCAGCAACGGUAUUUAACAGUGCAUCCCAAUUAUGCCUUUGAGUAA